This is a messenger RNA of Cooperia oncophora, 881 nucleotides long. The record is from the annotation of a GenBank genome assembly. Lineage: Eukaryota; Metazoa; Nematoda; Chromadorea; Rhabditida; Trichostrongylidae.
AUGGCGGCUUCACGUGCAAGAAGGGAGCCACCACGACGUGAGGUACGUGAGGUUGUUGAGGAACGACCGCCUCCGGUUCCGGUGGUUGAUCAUGACAACACAUUGUCACGCGAAGCAUUGGAACGACAUGCCCUAGAUGACACCAUGGCUAGAGAGUUUGUUCGUCGUGAAUCACUUAUGGAGCGCUUGUUAGGGCAUAAAAUGCUUUAUGGUCGGCUAGAAUCGUAUACCUCAAUGGGUUAUGUAAGGGUAGAACCACCACCUGAGAGCGCUAAGACUGAGACCGAAUUGGAUUUGGGAGCCGUCGUUCCACGACGAGGACCUCGAACGCCACCACUCCCUGAUGCUCCCCCUAUUACUCCUGUUGAAACCCCACAACGGCCAAAGCCGCAACGUGGACCGAAAACUCCUCCAGGCUCACCAGGGCCUCGAACUCCGCCACCAGUUCAACCCCCGCCACCUCUCCAACCUCCACCACCUGCAGCGGCAGCUCCCACUAUGCAGUCUUUACUAGCAAACAUAGCCGCGAUGGCAGGUACCUCAACUAGUCAGCUUUCAUCAACAUUAGGAGAGGAUUUGAACCGAAUGGUUGGCACUGUCAAUACGGGAGUACUGUUAGAAUCGUUCGUGUCAGCAUUGCGUACUGCAACGUCACAGCAACCUUCUGCUACUACUGACCAGGAAAAGGUCCCCCAGUUGGUUACACCCAAGCGGGAAGCUUCCUCAAAAUCGCUGUCUCGUCGUGAAAUCGACACAGAUUCGGUGAAGAUGGAACUUGUAUCGGACUGUUCAUUGUCGCCACAUUCGCCAUCUCGUGUCAAUUCACCACUUCAAGCCCCUCCUCCUCCACCAAUUAUAGCUCCUCCGCCACCUCCUCCAAU